ACUUUUAUCUCUCUCCAAUGACUCUUGAACUCUUCCUUUUUCAUUCUUCAAUCCACCCCAAAAUCUGAUGGCUUUCUUCUGCACAUCUCCCCGGAAAACCAUGGAUUCUUCUCCAUCUCCAAACCCUCCUCCCUUCUCUCAUCUCACUCACCUUCUUCUCCUCUACCUAUGAGCUACUGUGAUAGAAGGAUAAUCAUCUUCUUUCUGAUCCAAUUCUUUGUUCUUAGUGUUGAUUAUUCCCCUUCUCUCUUUGAUUUCCAUGGGGGCUGGUUUCUCCGCUGCUUGUGCCCAGCCACCGAGUACCGGCCUCAGUGACGUGCCUGAGAAUUGUGUUGCUGAGGUCCUGAUGUACCUCGACCCUCCCCAGAUUUGCAACUUGGCUCGGCUCAGCAAGACCUUUCAUAUGGCUUCAUCUGCUGAUUUUGUCUGGGAGUCCAAGCUGCCCUCAAAUUAUAAGUUUCUUGUCAAGAAAUUGUUGGCUGAGGACCCCGAAAAUUUGAGCAAGAAGGAAAUUUAUGCUAGACUGUGUCAAGCCAACAGCUUUGAUGGUGCCAACAAGGAAGUUUGGUUGGAGAAGAGCUAUGGUGGAAUUUGCUUUGCUGUUUCUUGGAAGGCUUUGAGGAUAACAGGGAUUGAUGAUAGGAGGUACUGGAAACAUUUGCCAGCUGAGGAAUCAAGAUUCCACUCAAUGGCAUAUCUUCAACAAAUAUGGUGGUUUGAGGUGGAAGGAGAGCUGGAGUUUGAAUUUCCAGCAGGAACAUAUAGCAUAUUUUUCCGAAUUCAGCUGGGCAAAACCUCAAGAAGGCUUGGGAGGAAGGUCUGCAACAUUGAGCGAGUACAUGGCUGGGAUAUAAAGCCGGUUCGGUUUCAAUUAUCAACAUCGGACGGUCAGCAUGCCUUGUCGCAGUGUUAUCUGUGUGAACCAGGGAAGUGGGUCCAUUACCAUGCGGGAGAUUUCAUGGUGGAGAAGCCUAAUACAUCCAUGAAGGUCAAGUUUUCAAUGACCCAGAUUGAUUGCACCCACACCAAAGGUGGCCUCUGCCUUGACUCAGUGUUCAUAUGCCCAGCCGAAUAUAGAGAUAGGGUCAAGAAUUUAUGAACUUGUGUGAGUCGUUUUAGUAAUAUUAUUCACUUAUAGAAGCCGUGGAAAUUAAUGCCAUAAGGGAAAUAAUUAAGUUGGUAUUUUGGGUGGUCUCCAAAUGCAGUAAAGCAAAGACAACUUUGUGUCAUCUGUGUUAUUCUUUUGUAUCAUAUGUGUAUUAGUUUUCAGUGGUGUUUGGUGUGGUUUUUGUUGUUCUUCCUCCCUAUAAGUCUCUCAGACUUCCUGUACAGUAAAUUUGGGAAUGAAUGAUAUAUGCAUACAUAUAUAUUCCAUGGCA
Molecule: messenger RNA, 1379 nt
Organism: Vitis riparia (riverbank grape)
Lineage: Eukaryota; Viridiplantae; Streptophyta; Magnoliopsida; Vitales; Vitaceae
Product: F-box protein PP2-A13
Exons: 3
Coding region: 260-1099 (279 amino acids)
Molecular function (GO): protein binding
Source: RefSeq, a predicted model, not a curated record